CGCGAAUACGAGGAAAGCUAGUGCUUCCCAUUUUCCGGUCGUUGCGUUAUCAAGUACAUUAAGUUUAGGUUAAGUUAUGUUAAAUUUCAUUCUUUGACGUGUGAGCAUUAGUAAAUGAGUCCGAUUGAAAUUUAUUAAAGUAUAUAUCCGCGUAUACGAUCCGAGAGACAUAUUGCCUUAUUGUAAAUCUCACAAAAUCCAUAAUACCUUUCUUUCGAACAACAAACACAACACAAACGGAUAAAAGGUCUUAGUUGAAACAGUUGAAUUGAUUAUUUCGUGAGAUUAUAUGAGUGUUCAAGUAACUGCAUUUUUACUCGAAGCAUCGACAAAGUACUAUCAAUGACCGACGUUUUAUAAAAGUUUACUUCACUGCCAAAAUUUGAACGAAUCUUAUUGAUACUUGAAGGAAGGGAAGAACAAAUGUCAUUGGACUACGUACAUACAUAUUUGGAUAAAAUAUUUUAAAGAAGUAACGAAGCAAUAUAUUUUUUUGACUGGACUGCUAUGUUGAUUGCAGUGAUUCGGUUGCAAGCGUACGAACAUGAUGUUGAGAAUGGUGUGUCCAAAAUGCCAGCAUCAUUUUCCUGUAUUGGGAUGCUGUUUAAAAUGGAAUGAUGAAACUAAUCAAAAGGAAAUGAAGGAAGAGGAAGAGGAAGAAAAGAAGAAACAGGAAAAGGAAAAGAAUGAAGAAGAAAAGAAAGAAAAAGAAGAAAAGGAGAAAGAAGAGGUGAGGAAGGAAGAAGAGGGUGAAGAAGAAGAAGAUGAUGAAGAAGAAGGAGAGGAAGAGGAGGAAGAAGAGGAGGAAGAGGAAGAAGAGAAAAAGGAAGAGAAGAUGGCUGCUAAUACUAUCUGUUCAAAGACGGCAACCUAUUAUGUUAGUAGUCUCCCAGUAUCCCAUGGCUGCACCAGCGACAGCAGUUGUUUUAUAAAUCCAUCUACAAAGAUUCAAGAACCCACCAUCUUUCAAUCACGUGCAGUUAAUUGCGGCUCCAAUGUCGAAAUUACUGAUUCUGAUACACUGGAACUCUUCUAUGACAUACAGACGUCGAUGAAACAUAAUCACCAUCCGCUGUUAACAUCGCCAAUGUAUCAAUCGAAUGAUCAAGAUCCUUUCAUUACAGUGACAGAAAAUCUUAACUAUGAGAUGGCACCUUCGGAGCAAUAUGUCGCAUCUACAUUCGAGCUCACUGGCGGUAGCGUCACGAUUGCUACACCUGAUAUACAAUCAGGUGGUUGUCUAACACAACAUACAGAACCCGAAAUUCUGGCACAAGCUUCGCAAAUCAAAAUUGAACCAAAGCUUACCGGCGGCGGUUGUCUUGUACAGAAGAAACUGACCGUUGAAGAUGAACGAUUGGCAACAUCCAAAUGUACAAAAAACUUCGCAUCCGUUAAUAAUCGGACAUUUGUUACGCCUCCCAACGAUUAUUCAGAAUUGCCUGCGAACAUAAGGGUCAUAUCAUCUGGGACGAUAAGAGGUAACGAAAAUAAUGAAAUAACAAGUGCUGAAUCAAGAUCACGAAAGAUACCGAACACGAUCAAAACAAAUAACUGCUGCGAUUGCAAAAGUACAUUUCAGCAGAACCAUUGUCAGUACCAUCAUAGACGAAUAUUUGAUGCAUCUCUCGCGGAUAAUCGUGACUCAUUGCUACUGGAGCCUAUCGGUAGCAGCGUGCAAUUCCGAGUAAACGCUACUGUGCAACUACCUGCGAAUCUGGGUCAGUGCACGGUAAACAUCACAGCGACAACGACAACGCCGCCGAACCAAGUUGUAGCGAUGAAAUUGCCAGGUCGUGGUAGAAAUAAUUUUCACGGAGGUGGUCUCGUGCAACCGAACGAGUUGGACAGCGCAAUGGUGAAUCAGAUUGUCGCAGAAAACAAGAGUUGUAAUAAUAUCGAGCAAGUGGAUGAAACAUUGACAACUCCGGUAUCCUGGCCACUGACUGCCUGGAACCCGGAUGUACAUGUAAAUAGAUUACGUGAAGUAAAAAGAUUGCUGCAGAUUUGUGGUUGGUAUCAUGAGGGCAUCAGUCGGCAGCAAAGUGAAAACCUUUUAAAAGACGCAUCCAUAGGUCGAUGGCUAAUGAGAGACAGUUCAGAUUACAGAUUCACUUUUGCGGUAUCUGUGAAAACAACCAAAGGCCCUGCUUCUAUUAGAGUACACUAUUUUCUUGAACAUUUUCGACUUGAAACUACCGACCCUAAGUUAGCAUUGGCGAUGCCAUUUUUUGAUUGUCCUAUUAAAAUGUUGGAGUACUAUGUCGCGUAUUCAAAAAGGAUGGAUGAACAUCGUAGGGAAGUGUGGGUCGACUAUAGUGGACAACUGUAUAGCCAGAUCUAUUUGACCAGUCCUCUUGUCAAAGAAGUUAGAUCACUGUCGCAUUUAGCCAGACUCGCCGUGAAUCGAAACAAGUUGCCUAUUGACUGUUUACCACUAUUAAUUAAAAACUAUAUCAAGGAAUAUCCAUAUACGCUUUGAGUGUGUAAUCACGUCACACGAUACGUUUAUCUUCCGAUAUAUAUAUAUGUACAUAUAAGCAAAAAUUUAUUUUUAUAUACUACAAUACGAAUUUCUCUGACGGCUUAUUUUUCGAUAAGGAACCGAUUAUGCCUUCAAUUGUACUGAUUGUGGAUAUCGUACAAAUGUAUUAUAAUAAAGAAUUAUGAAUCUAAUUUGUGAAUGUAAUUAUAUAAAGGA
Messenger RNA from Trachymyrmex cornetzi, 2701 nucleotides. RefSeq lists its product as uncharacterized. Gene Ontology annotation, molecular function: 1-phosphatidylinositol-3-kinase regulator activity. Gene Ontology annotation, cellular component: phosphatidylinositol 3-kinase complex. The transcript is spliced from 3 exons. Gene Ontology annotation, biological process: phosphatidylinositol phosphate biosynthetic process; intracellular signal transduction. NCBI's taxonomy places the organism in Eukaryota, Metazoa, Arthropoda, Insecta, Hymenoptera, Formicidae. The record is from RefSeq and is a predicted model, not a curated record. Bases 545 to 2482 code for a protein of 645 amino acids.